UCACACUCUUCUUGAUGUUAUGGGCGGAUCUGCGUGUUCAUGGCUCCAGGGUCACAAUGAGUCCCCGCUGACCGAUCACAAACCCUCCUGAGCGACGACGUUAAGUGGGAAGAGAGGAGAAGAAAAACUGGGCAGCGAUGACAAUUUGGACAGCCUUAAUUGGAGAACUUGACAGCGUGUUAUAACAAACGCAGGGUCCUCCACUGGGCAUGCUCCAUCUGGUGCGUUUUUUUGUGUGUGUGUGUCUGUGUGGAGGUUUUGUCGCCCUCCAUUAUUUUUUAAAUUUAUUGGUUUUAACCACGCAGCAGCAAAAAACAGCUUCAGAUUGACUGUGGAUUGUCUCCUCUCAACAAUGCAUGAAUGAAAGGGGAAGUCCCUGAGCAGGAGAGCGCAUCUCUGCUGAGACAAAAGACCUGCUGUACGGUGGCGGUGAGUCGUUAAACGCAGAGAGAGAGAGAGAAAGAGAGAGAGAGAGAGAGAGAGAGAGAGAGAGAGAGAGAGAAGGAGCGGGCUGAGCGUCGGUGUGAAGGAGGUGAGUCUGCAGGCAGCAACAGAGGAGGGAGAGAGAACCGCGUCUCUAAGCAGGAGCUGCCCCGGACAGGCGCUGUCCGCUCAGCACCACCGCAGUCACCUUGCUGUGAAAGUCAUAAAUCAGUGCUCGGGGACUGAUCUGAUCAAUCACCGCAACUUGAGGGGUUGGGUCGAAAUUGCCAGCGUUGGUCCUUUUAUCUCGACAUCUUGGAUUUACCGACGAUGUGACGUCCAUUCUUGAAGUGAUGCCAUUGGCUGCAAUCGUUUUUUUUGGGAUUUCGAUUCUAUAUACCCUCCAGUGAGUCUGGCAGCUAAUAACGCGUUUAAUGAUCCUCCAGUUGCAUGGCAGGUGCGUGUAGAAAAUACAGGGGUAUCUAGAGAGAGAGAGAGAGAGAGAGAGAGAGAGAGAGAGAGGAUGCAGCCUGACGCGUGUGGAGCAUUUCUUUUCAUAGUUGGUGAGAAACGACAGGUUGCUGUGCGCUCUGCCUGCCUUAUAUAAUUGUUUCCUUCAGUCUAAUCACUGCCGUGCAUGGUCGCACGGUGCGCCUAGACUUAACUUUGCGAUGAAGGGAACUUAUUGGAGAAAUGCCUAGGGGACGCAAUGGGCCUGAGCGACGACAAGGAUCGCAUUGUGAUAAACGUGGGAGGGAUCAGACAUCAGACAUACCGCAGCACCCUGCGCACUCUACCUGGCACUCGCUUGUCCUGGUUGGCCGAGCCUGAUGCACCCAACCACUUUGACUAUGAUGCCAAGAUCGAGGAAUUUUUCUUCGACCGCCACCCUGGCGUUUUUGCACACAUCCUUAAUUACUACAGGACAGGUAAACUGCACUGCCCGGCUGAUGUCUGCGGGCCCCUCUAUGAGGAGGAGCUGGCCUUCUGGGGCAUUGAUGAGACAGACGUGGAGCCAUGCUGCUGGAUGACCUAUCGUCAGCACCGGGAGGCAGAGGAGGCCCUUGAUAGUUUCGGCGGGGGGGGCCUGUUAGACCUGGCGACCGAUGAUCAGGAGCCAGAGCCGGAGCAUGCUGAGGAUGAUGUGGAUGAGAUGACAAGGAGGCUGGCGCAGGGAGACUGUCCUGAUGCCAGAAGUGGAAGCCUGUGGAGCCGGUGGCAGAAAUAUGUUUGGGCUCUGUUUGAGGACCCUUACUCCUCUAAAUAUGCAAGGUGGGUGGCUCUGGCCUCGCUGUUCUUUAUUCUGGUGUCCAUCACCACCUUCUGUCUGGAGACCCACGAGGCCUUCAACCCCAUCAUCAACCGCACUGAGCUGGAGGUAGUGGACAACGUCACAGUGGAGCACACCUACCAGGAGACUGAGACUGCGCUCUACCUCACCUACAUUGAAGGCGUCUGUGUGGUGUGGUUCACUUUUGAAUUUUUAAUGCGAAUAACUUUCUGCCCGAAUAAAUUUGACUUCAUUCGGAACGCCCUAAACAUCAUCGACUUUGUGGCCAUCCUGCCCUUCUACCUGGAGGUGGGCCUCAGCGGGCUCUCAUCCAAGGCAGCUAAGGACGUGCUGGGUUUCCUGAGAGUUGUCCGCUUUGUCCGGAUCCUGCGUAUCUUCAAGCUGACCCGUCACUUCGUGGGACUGAGGGUGCUGGGCCACACGUUGAGGGCCAGCACCAACGAGUUCCUGCUCCUCAUCAUCUUCCUCGCUCUCGGUGUCCUCAUCUUUGCUACUAUGAUCUACUACGCUGAACGGAUUGGAGCUAACCCCAACGACCCUCGAGCCAGCGAUCACACGCACUUCAAGAACAUCCCGAUCGGAUUCUGGUGGGCCGUGGUGACCAUGACAACCCUCGGAUAUGGAGACAUGUACCCUCAGACAACCUCCGGUAUGCUGGUUGGAGCCCUGUGCGCACUGGCAGGUGUGCUGACCAUCGCCAUGCCCGUCCCUGUGAUUGUCAACAACUUUGGAAUGUAUUACUCACUGGCGAUGGCAAAGCAGAAACUACCAAAGAAAAAAAAUAGGCAUAUCCCUCGGGCACCCCAACCAGGUUCUCCAAACUUCUGUAAGUCAAGCAUCAGCUCCCAACCUCAGAGCCCCAUCGCCCAUGACGACGUUUUCGAGAUAAAGUUUCAAGAUUCCAAGCUGAACGGUGAGGCAGCUAAUGCGGCUCUGGCCAACGAAGAUUGCCCUCAUAUAGACCAGGCCAUAUCUCCGGAGGAAAUCUUCAGCCCCAGCGAGAGAGAGCGGCCCUGCUUCCUGGUUACCACUGCUGAACGCCCCAACCACACAGGGGGCAGAGUGAGGAGGGGUUAUGAAAAGCCUUGGAGCCUUAACAGCAUGUCUGGCAUGAGCGGGGAUGCCUCUGGAGUGUCCUCAGUGUCCGCCCUGCCCUGCAGCCCACCCUGUCUAAUGCAGCACUCACAUUCUCCCAUCCCAUCCAUUAUGUAGCAUGGUUGAGUAGCAGACACAAUGCCAUUGGAAGGCCAGUCCACACUCCUCCUUCUUAUCUUUCCUGUCAGAUUUUGCUUUUUUUUUACACUUGCCUUCGCUCCUGCUUUUUUUUCAUUUUUAUUUCCUUAUUUUUCUGGAAAACUGUAUCUUAACUGUGCUUAUAGUCAAGCUUCCCAAGUGUUCUCCUUGGGUGUGUCAUCAUAUCCUAGACUAGAAAACAUCGGCACAUGCCACUCUGCAUGGGUCACCUCAGUUGCAGACAAAGCACUGUUCUACUUCUACCACAGGCUAACCCCACUCUUUUCCUGUGUUUACAUCAUUGCCUGUUGCUCUGUUGCUUUUGAUCUCGCAUAAUUUUCUGCCAAUAACUUUUAUCUCAUCUGCUUUUUACAAUUUUGUGAAAGACAUUUUCAUAAGAUGUAACCCCUGCUAAUAAUAUGCUGGACAUUAACAAUACAUGGCUUUUACACAUAUCCAAAAGUUAUCAUUGCCAGCUGUUAAGGGAACUCCUCUUAAGUGCUUUGUACGUUGCAAAGUAGAGACGUUUUCACUCUGAAAGUGCAAUCCAGACGAGACUUAAUGUUAUCUGAGUGGCCAUCAGAAAAAAAAAACUAACUUGAACACGAUGUUCAUGAUGUCCGAUGCAAUAUGGAGAUGAUGACAAUUCCUAUGAUACUAGUGAUGAAUACAUCUAAUGUCAACAGAACUAAAAUUGUUUGUUCAUUUGCAUGAACUGCAUGAGAAAUUAUGUUCAACAAGAAGCUAACUGUAUCGCAGUACCUGUAAGAAAAAAAAAAGUUUUUCUUUCAAAAAGCUUCUAAAGCUUUGUCAUUUUUUAUGCAUUUUGAGACAGCUUUACAAGAGACUCAGUCAUAGCAGAGAUUUUUAUGUAGCCGCCAUUCUUUGCCUUUCCCCAAAUUCAUAUAUUUAUUUUCUUGUAUUUAUUUGACUGGGGCCUCCAACUAAAAUAGUGUGAUUUAACUUGAACAAUAUGUCAUAAAGCCAACUAAUGCUGUUAUGAGCAUAAAUAGUUUUUAUACAAAUAUAUUUACUGGUAGUUAUACGUUUUUAAAUAGCAUCGGUAGUCUGCAGCAACUUCUAUUACUGCUGUGAUGCCUAAAUUAAGGCAGGACUCAUGAAUUAUAAAACAAUGGUGCCUUCAUACCUGGUGAGGCAAAGUAAAAGUGAGUAAUAAAUUGACCUGAUAUUACAUAAGUGCUCUCAGUGUAGCAUCAAUACACUUUAUACCAUGCUCAUAACAGUGUAACGAAAGCUUUAUUUUAUACGGUGCACCUUGUACCUUUUGCACCACCCUCGUACCCUUAAUCACAGUAAAAACGCCCUCUUGGUUAUUAUUGUUACGCCAUCAAACAUAUACUAGGUUUGAACCUUUAGAGGGAUGCAUAGCACCAAGCAGGAAAAAAAAUACUGACUUUAUUAUCCCCAUCUCAACGUUUUGUAUGAUAAAGCACAAAAUAUUAUUAAAGGGGACCAGGCAACUCUACAGAGCCAAAAUAUAAUGAAUUAUGAUCAACCAGAGAUGUCACGAUGGCUCCUGCAGUAUGUACGUCUAUUGAUUUAAAACGUCAAUACUGUUACUGUUACAUGUAUUGAUCCUGUCCCAAUAAUUAUGCACAAUUCUUUCAGGGCACUUUAACAAAUUUUAUGUUGACCAAUCAGAAAUGUUAAUUUCUAGAAGAAGAUAGAAGUAUAGCAACUCAUCUAAGUUUUGUUUUUAUUCUGAAUGAGCAGAGUUUUACAUUUCGAGUCAUGUCUCUUGUGGUAAUUAAUGGACGUUAUAUAUUUCAACAACAAAAAAAAAAAUACUUGUGAAGAUUUGAUGUAAAGAGAUGCAGGUGAAUUAUAUGCUCGUGCAAUUCAAGGGGGGAAAAAAGUACAAUACGAGACAGUAUGGGAUGUGGGUCUACUUGGGGAAAGGUAAAUGCAUGUAUUUUACAUUUAUGCAACAGAAAAGUAUUCAAAUAAAAUAUGUAAAUAUAAGUCCUUGCAUGAAAUAAAUUUUAUACACAACGAG
Messenger RNA from Dicentrarchus labrax (European seabass), 4964 nucleotides. It is a transcript of the gene kcnc1b, whose product is annotated as potassium voltage-gated channel, Shaw-related subfamily, member 1b. Gene Ontology annotation, biological process: potassium ion transmembrane transport; protein homooligomerization. The transcript has 4 exons. Lineage: Eukaryota; Metazoa; Chordata; Actinopteri; Moronidae. Gene Ontology annotation, cellular component: voltage-gated potassium channel complex; axon; dendrite membrane. Gene Ontology annotation, molecular function: protein binding; delayed rectifier potassium channel activity. The coding region runs from base 1133 to 2926 and encodes 597 amino acids. The record is from RefSeq and is a predicted model, not a curated record.